AGAAAGCAGUAUGUAAAAUAUGAUGUUACUUGUUAGUUGUUAGUACUAUUAUACCUUUUAACGAUAUACAUUCUCGCACUCUCCUAAUACAAAAAUGGUAAAUCGAAGCAAGGAAUUAUAGUAGUUUAUAUAUUUUACAUCAUAUUUAUUAUGCAGUGAAUAAUAUAUCAUAAUAUUACGUUAAAUUUAAGUGGUAAUAAAUAUAAUUUUAAUAGCGUAUGGAUGAUUAAAAUAUAGAUUUUGACUGUAUUGAAUAUUUACACAGCAUUGCCUAUACUAAGUUCAACAUGAAUUUACUAUUAUAAUUAAUAACUACAUAUUUGCGCAAGCUGAGUCUACAUUAAUUUUAAAAUCAAUCGCUUAGCAUUCAUCUCCGAUAAAAAUGAAAAAGGCGUGUAGAAUUUUAUUUAACUUGUAUUUAUUUAUCGGAUGCAUUUUGAGCUGCAGCUCGGCUUCUGAUACGCCUAAAGUGCAUGUCAACUCUGGAGAAAUGUCAGGUGGAUAUCAAUAUACAUAUAAUGGUCGUAAGAUUUACUCAUUCAUAGGUAUACCGUACGCAAGUCCACCAGUCCAAAAUUAUCGGUUUAAAGAACCACAACCCUUAAAGCCUUGGUUGGGCAUAUGGAACGCCACCAUUCCUGGAAAUGCCUGUUUAGGACCGGAUUAUAAAUCUAAUUUUAAAAUUAUUGGUCAGGAAGAUUGCUUAUAUCUCAACGUUUAUACGCCAAAGCUACCACAAAAGGGUACGCCGGGCGAUUUAAUGAAUGUAGUGGUGUACAUACAUGGUGGCGCUUUCAUUGGUGGCGAAGGCAUUACCUAUGGUCCCCGAUACCUUUUGGACAUCAACGAUUUCGUUUAUGUAUCGAUAAAUUAUCGUUUGGGCGUAUUAGGAUUUGCCUCCACCGGCGAUAGUGUUUUGCCUGGAAAUAACGGAAUGAAAGACCAAGUAGCAGCACUGAAAUGGAUACAACAAAACAUCGUUGCGUUCGGCGGUAACCCCAACAGUGUCACUAUCACCGGCAUGUCAGCUGGAGCAAGUUCUGUUCAUUACCAUAUGAUUUCGCCCAUGUCUAAAGGCUUAUUUCAUCGAGCAAUUCUUCAAAGCGGGAGUGCUUUUUGUCAUUGGUCGUAUGCUGAAAACGUUGAUCAAAAAACAAAGUAUAUUGCAAGCUCGCUGGGAUGUCCAACAAAUAAUUCCGUGGAUAUUGUUGAAUGCCUUCGUUCUAGACCAGGAACGGAAAUUGCAAAAUCAUUUUUACACUUCAUGCCAUGGAAAUACAAUCCUUUUUCACCGUUUGGUCCAACUGUUGAAGUAGCCGGAGACGAAAAAUUCUUACCUGAUAUCCCAGAAAAACUUAUUCCAUAUGACAUUCCAGUGUUGAUGAGUGUUACCCAAGAUGAGGGUCUUAUUAUAGCAAUAUUUAUUGUCUACGAAAAUGGUCUUAACGAACUAAACAAUAAUUGGAAUGAAUAUUUACCACAUCUCCUUGAUUAUAAUUACACUAUUUCAAACGACAAUCAAAGAACCAAAGUUGCCCAAGAUAUAAAAAAGUUUUAUUUUGGCGACCAAACAAUAUCAAAAGAAACUGUAGGCAAUCUUGUGGAAAUGAUUUCAGAUAGAAUGUUUGGAUAUGCUGUGAGUAAAGCAGCUCAGCAUAUUGCUACAAAGAAUACAGCGCCUGUAUAUUUCCAUGAAUUUGGAUAUAGUGGUAAUUAUUCGGUCUUGGCUAGCUUCAAUCCAAAAUCAUAUUCCCGAGAAUCAAACGUAACUCAUUCCGACGAAACCAUUUAUGUAUUCAACAUGAAUGAUUCCCCUGUUCAUGACAAUGAAGAGGACACAAACAUGAUCAAAACUAUGGUUAAUAUCUGGGCAACUUUUAUUAAAAAUGGAGCACCGGACAUUGGAAAUUCUGAAAUUUGGUUACCCGUUUCUAAGAAUCCAGUAGAUCCUUUCAGGUUCAUUAAGAUAACUCAACGACAAACUUUUGAAGCCAGAGCACAAUCGAACCAUCGAAAUUAUGCAUUUUGGAGUAGUUUACCAUUAACAGAAUUUUAUGAAGUUAAUGUGCCAGAAGACAUAAAAACUGAAUUAUAAAUAAUUAAUAUUAAGACAUGACGUUUAUAUUACAAUAAUACUAUUUUUAAACAUGAAAUAUUUAUUAUUAUUAUUAUGAUUAUUAACGCUCAGUGGGCAAAAAGUACGGGACAUAUACUUAUUAAGUAUUAUUAUAUAGGUACAAUCAAUUUAAAAGUUUAGUACAAUAUGUGGCAAUAUGUACAAUAUGAAAUUUUUAAAACAAAAAUUCACUUUCCUACAAAUACACAGCCUUAUAGUUAUUAGUUAUUUACUUAUUACAACAAUUUACAUUGCGAUUUAUAGAACUAUUUAUUUAGGACAAAAUGUUGCGUACAGGUUUCAAUGUGGAAUGUAUUUUUUGUUGAAAUGUUCAUCGGUAGGGCAUGCAAAUUAAUCUUCUUUAGCAAUAAAAUUCGUGACACACUA
Molecule: messenger RNA, 2503 nt
Organism: Acyrthosiphon pisum (pea aphid)
Lineage: Eukaryota; Metazoa; Arthropoda; Insecta; Hemiptera; Aphididae
Product: esterase E4
Exons: 9
Coding region: 383-2095 (570 amino acids)
Source: RefSeq, a predicted model, not a curated record